This is a messenger RNA of Lymnaea stagnalis (great pond snail), 2254 nucleotides long. NCBI's taxonomy places the organism in Eukaryota, Metazoa, Mollusca, Gastropoda, Lymnaeidae. The record is from the annotation of a GenBank genome assembly.
AUGAAAUUUAAACACAUAUAAAUGUGUAAGUGACAGCCUAGAUGUUGAAUAUUGCAUCGAUAAUCCCAGACGAAAUCGUCGCAACAGACUUGAGUAAAUUAUAACUUUAUCUUCACUAACUUAUGUAAACUCUGUAAUGGCUAGUUAGUUUUAAGUAAAGAAGCGUAAAGAAACAUUCACUAGAAUUUUGCGCAACUGAAAUAGGACUUUAUUUUUAAUCAGUCCGAAGUCUGUGAUAAAUGAACAAGAGUGUUCAGAUGUCUGCCAGCUCUAGCAAGAGCAGCGGGGUAGUCGAGUUCGUUCCCUUGGAGAUUUUCGUCACCAACGAGCAGCGACGGGUGGCUGAAAUCAUCGUUGACUUCACCUUCAGUUUCAUGGUGUCCUACCUCGGCAUCGUCACCAACGCCAUCGUCAUCGCCGUGUUCACCAAGCAAGGGUUCAAGGACAGCGUGGCGGUCUCCAUGACAGUCAUAGCCGUCUGGGAUUUUCUCAAAUGCAUCGGCGGUGCCGCCCAGCGCAUGUCCGGUCCGAUCGGGCUGACCUCCCUCGUGGCAGCCAAAAGUUGGACCAACAUCUCCGCGACGGCUUUCAACUACUUCAUAUCGUUCUCCACGUACGUGUCCAGCGUGCUGGCGGCGUACGUCGCGGUGGAGCGCUGCCUGUGCGUCAGCAUGCCGUUCAGAGUCAAGGACCUCAUCACGCCCAGAGUUGCGCUUUUCUUCUGCCUGCUCAUCUCUUUCAUCGUCUUCGGCUGCUUCAUGGUCAUGUUCUUCGUCUACGACAUCGUGUGGGUCUACAGCGAUCAGUACAACGCCACCAUCGCCGUCUACGUGAACAACAACUUCUUUAAGAGUGUCUCCGGUCCGCUGUUUCAGUAUUAUAACCUGGCGGGGAUCAUCUGGCCGACGUCCAGUCUGGGCAUCAUCGUGGGCUCAACCGCCAUCAUCGCGUACCACCUGCGGAAAUCGACGAAGUUCCGGUCAAGUAUGACCGGCGCUCUAUCCGGAACGGGAAAUAUGGACGCCUGCAUAGGUCAGACAUUGGGUGUAAGAUUUUCAAACUCUUAAACACAUUUUUUUGGGGGUAAACUUUGAAUUAUCCUUGAAAUGUUUGACUCUCUAAAAAAAAAUAAAGAAAUAAUAUCUUGACAUCUUUAUAGAUCUAUUUUUUUAGUACAAAGCAUACACUGCAAGCCAAUGGGUAUCUGUUACGAUUAACGUAUUUGCCUUAUAAUCAUCAUCAGUGGCGCUACAGCCCAUGUAGGGCCCAUGGCCUGCUCCACCGCAUCUUUCCAUUCGGAUCGAUGCAUGGCCUUCUGCCUUCAUGUGCGAGCCCCCAACUGUUUCAUGUCCUUCUCUACAUCGUCGAUCCGUGUCAGUCGACUGGUGACUCAUAAUAGAUAAAUAUUAUAUAAAUUCUCCAUCAAUGAGACUCUUGAGCUCAUUGGAGCUCCUAAUUUGAUUAGGUGGAUCUGGUAUAAAAUAAAGCUGUCACCAAUCUGACCCAAAUAAAUGACCCACUUUUAAACUCUUAGAGAUGGCCCAGUUUCAACCGACCCUUCUUAGAGUUGACCCAGUUUCAAACCGACCCUUCUCAGAGAUGACCCAGUUUCAAACCAACCCUUCCUAGAUAUGACCCAGUUUCAAACCGACCCUUCUUAGAGAUGACCCAGUUUCAAAAUGACUUUUCAAACUUUUUAAGCGUGAAGAAUUUUCAUGAUAUAUAGAUAAAAAAACAACAAAAAAUAAUAAUACUCUGUUGGUUUCAGAACACGGGCCAAAGGUCAAAGAGUCCAAACUAUCCCAGCGGGACAGGCAGGUUGUCAAGAUGCUCCUGGUUGUGAUCGGUGUCAACGUCCUGACGCUGACCCCGAGAAUCAUCCACUACACGGUCAAGUACUUCGUCUACGAGUUCUACUUCCUGAGGCUGUACCACAACCUCUUCAUCUGCUUCACGUACUUCCUGGCCGCCCUUGACCUCACCAACGCGGCCGUCCCACUUUUCAUCUUCUACCCGAUGAGCACGGCGUUCAGAGUUACGUUCUGGGGAUUAUUUGGUUGCACUGCGAUUAAAGAAACAAGAGUCAGCAGUGCGUCGCCUGACAUGAAAAUAACGAAACGCUUGUAACAUCCCUCUCCUGGCCACAAUAAUUUCUUUUCACCAAAUUCAGCACCCAUUAUGUGCUCGCUUAUGCAAAUUUCAAACGUUUAAAUGUAUUUUCUACUCAACAAAGCACAUAAAACUACAUUUUGCC